AUGAAGGAGGCUCAGCUGCGGUUAUCUUGGGCGGAGGAGCAUCUCCUCUCCAUUCGGGCCGAACACAUCGCAGGCACCGACAACGUCACGGCAGAUUGGCUGAGCAGGUCACAAGUGGAUCAUGCGGAGUGGGAACUACAUCCAACCCACUUCUGGGAGCUCACCCGACGGUUCGGAGCACCAGUGGUCGACCUCUUCACCACCACCAACAACAAAAAGGUCCCUCGGUUUUACACAAGGUUCCCUAAGAUGUUGAAUGGCCUGGGCGCCGAGCAGAUGGCAGACGCCAUCUUGAGGUCCAAUUUGGAGCGAAAAGCAAUAAUUUUUGUAUCUCAUAACACUUUUCUCUGGUGCUUUAGUCCAAAGGAGAUUCUUCCUCUGAAGUCUGUAAAGAAAGAGAAAGAACAGAAGAGACCACGACACUUGCUUACAGACCUCCCACUUCCUCCAGAGCUUCCUGGUGGAGACCCUUCACCGCCAGAGUCUCCAGAACCAAAGUCAGUCACACCGCUUCAGCAGUCAUUGAGAAAGAGACCAAAAAUCUGUUGCCCUCGUUAUGGUGAGAGGAGACAGACAGAAAGUGAUUGGGGAAAGCGCUGUGUGGACAAAUUUGAUAUUAUUGGUAUUAUUGGUGAAGGAACAUAUGGGCAAGUGUACAAAGCCAAGGACAAGGAUACAGGUGAAUUGGUGGCUUUGAAAAAAGUAAGGCUGGACAAUGAAAAGGAAGGCUUCCCUAUUACAGCUAUCCGUGAAAUCAAGAUCCUCAGACAAUUGAUUCACCAGAGUGUUGUCAACAUGAAGGAAAUUGUUACAGACAAACAAGAUGCACUGGAUUUCAAGAAGGACAAAGGUGCAUUUUAUCUUGUAUUUGAAUAUAUGGACCAUGACCUCAUGGGAUUGCUAGAAUCUGGGCUGGUGCAUUUCUCAGAGGACCAUAUCAAAUCAUUCAUGAAGCAGUUGAUGGAGGGACUGGACUACUGUCACAAAAAAAACUUUCUUCAUCGCGAUAUCAAAUGUUCCAACAUCUUAUUAAACAACAGGUAACAAUGUGAAUUUAUUUUGUAUUGGAUAGUGAAACCACACUUGGAAUACUGUGUCCAGUUCUGGUCACCAUGAAAAAAAAAA
Messenger RNA from Thamnophis sirtalis, 1125 nucleotides. The record is from RefSeq and is a predicted model, not a curated record. Lineage: Eukaryota; Metazoa; Chordata; Lepidosauria; Squamata; Natricidae.